GCGAGCAACUUGCAACCCGAAACCGUAGUGGGGGAAUGGCGGGCGCGCGACCGGCAGACAGGAAGCUGAGAGCUUCUUGCGGCGAGUGCGCAGCUUCGGGAAUUUGCACGAGCGCUCGCGAGCUUCGCGGGCCUGAGGCGACUAGCUAGGCAAAUGCAUAUGCAUGUGCUGUAUUGUGCUGAUAACAUUAUAAGCGCCAGAGCGCAAGGGAACGCUUCAAAUCACCAGACCAGCUUCAGUCCAAUCAACCGUCCUUUCAUGAAGUCUUCUAUCAGCGCACUAAAAUGUCUGUGGCAAACACUUUUACAAUAGCUUCAACCUUACCUACCUCCUGCGACUAAAUAGCGAGCAAAUAAGUCCUUCGCACUGGUGGCUAUGGCGCAAGCAACUUCGCACGGUCGCGGCGUGCCCGCGAGUGAUAGCCGUAAUAUACCACCCAUCUCGUCUAGUGAUGAUCAAAGCGUGGAGGCGCUGGUGACUGCGUACUGCCUGACGCUCAGCGUUCGCUUAGGGUUUGGUACCUUCGUGCCCCAGAAGGGCAAGUCCAAAAGCGGCGGCGUCGGCGAUUUCGCUGACCCUGCGACCUGGCACCCAUCCACCGCCUUUGUCGCGGCCUCCUCGCUCUCCUCCGCUCUCCUAGACGUGGCCAGUCGCUCACCGGGCGGCGAGUCCCUCAGCGAGCAGCUGCGCCUGGCCGCCGCCGCCCGGCAGCUGCAUGGUCUGGUCUUCCAGCCCUACCACACCUGGCUCAAGGCCGUACAACUGACACGCUCCGGACCAGCCUGCACCGUCACCGGACCCGCUGGCAGCCCCAACCACCACCAGCAACACCAGCAGCAGCCACCCAGCCCACAAGAUGCCGGCGCCAGGGCGGCUGCUGCUGACGCUGACGCCGCGAGCGCGCCCAGCGGUGGCGGCGGCGGCGAGGUGCCCGGAUGGGUUACGCUGGCGGGCGGAGGUGGCGGCGGCGGCGGCGGAGAGGCACGGCUGCCUCUGAGCGCUGAGACACUCCACCGUGACCUCGGCGACCUGGCAAUGUACUGGAUGAUCAACUGUGACGGCGCCAACCUGCGGCACACGCCCGAGGUGCUGUGGUUCCUGUUCCACACCGCACAGAUGAGCGUCGAGGCGGCGCAGGUUCUGGCCUGCCCCGACCCCGCCGCCUACCAAGCUGCCAUCGCCCGCCGGGCCACAGAGCUGCAGCUGCAGCAGCUACUGCCGUCAGGCAAGGGCAAGAACACCACCUCCUCCUCCACCUCCUCCACCUCCGCCUCCUCGCCGGCCCCCACCCACGGCGGCCCCCUCCUGCGUGAGGCGGUGCGGCUCCACGCGGACUACCGCGCCAAGGAGUGGGACGUGGCAGCCGCCUUUGCCGCCGAGCAAGAGCGCGACGCCGCGGCGGCGGCGGAGCGCGCGGCGGCGGAGGCGGCGGAGGCCGCGGCGGCGGCCGUCGCGGCCGUGACGAACAUGCCUCGGAACCGGAUGCCGGCGCCGCCGCGGCCGCCGCUGCCGCCGGCGCCCGCGCCGCUGCCGCCCGCGCCGCUGCCGUUGCCGGAGUACCAACCCGCCGCGGCGCCCGGCGGCAACACCACAAGCAGCAGCAACACCGCUACUGCUGCUACUGCUGCCGCUGCUGCCGCUGCCGGCGCUGUGGAGAUGCAGCAGCAGCAGGGAGCAGCAGCUCGUGGACACGGCGUGCUGGGGAGUGGCGCGCAGGUCGGCGGCGGCGGCGAGGAUGUGUAUGAGGACGCCCACGAUGACGGCGGCGGCGGCGGCGGCGGCGGCGGCGGUGGCGGCGGCGGCGAGGACGAGUCCGCCAGUGCCGCGACGGUGCAGUACCCGACUGACACGACUGACACGGCUGCGUCGGCCGCAGGUGCGGCUGCCGCCGGUGCUGGUGCUGGGGGUGGUAGCACCGUUCGCAUCCCCGCCACCAGCACCGGCGGCGCCGCCAGGGGCCGUGUCGGCCUUCAUUCCGUCAUCCAGGCUGCCUCCGCCGCCGCAAAAGCUGGCGGCGGCGACGCCGCCGCGCAGACUGCGCUGCAGCCGCCGGCUGUCAGCGGCCAGCCUAGCUCGAGCGAGAUCUCGGAUUCCGAUGUAGACGUGGGUGGCAUCGGCGGCAUCAGUGGCGGCGUCAGUGGCGGCAUCGGCGGCGGCCUGAAUGCUGAGAGGAGCAGUGCCGGUACGGCUCUGACCAUGCGUGUCAGCGGCGCAGGAUCGUCGUACGCUCCCGGCGGCGGCGGCGGCGAGAGUAACCGCGGCAGUUGGAACGGCGGCGAUGGCGGCGACCCUGGCGGCGGCGGCGGCGGCGGCGGCGUGCCAGUGGCUCUGAUGCGCGCCCUCGGCGACGCCUUCGCCGCCUUUGAGGGUUUCCUCGUGUCGCUUCUGCCGGCCGUGGCGGCGGCUGCCGGCGGUGGCGGCGGCGGCGGCAUUGGCGGCGGCGCCGGUGCCGCCAGGCAGCGGGCUGUGGCGGCGUUCCGCAGCAGUGUGCGCAAAUCGCUGGGUGACUACGGCCCGGAUGGCAAGGGCUACGGUUGUGCCUUCGUGUCCAAGACCGUGCAGCCGCUCUUUGUGUUUCUGGUGGAGCAGGUGUACGUGCUCGGAAAGAAGGAGGGCGCGGAGGCGGCGGUGCGUGUUGCCUACGACGACGUCACAGAGAGCAUGGCGCACCCGGAGGUGGUGGCGUCGGUGCUGGCCCUGCUGCACCGCGGCGCGGGCGCGCGUGUGGCCGCAAUCAAACAGCUCAAGGACGGAGCGCGCGCCGCAGCGGGCGCCGGCGGCCUCAGCGGCGGCGGCGCUACUGCCGGUGCUGGCGGCGGUGCUACUGCCGGUGGUGCUGGCGGCGGCGCUGUUGCUGCUGCCGGCGGCGGGUUUGACAUGCUGGAUGUGGAGUUGGGGGACGCGGCGCGCAAGGGGGUUGCCACGGAGGCGGACCUUUGGCUGCAGCUGCAGUACCUGGCCACGUCAGGCCUGACGGACUCCCCCGGCCCGCGUGUGCCGCUCAUCGGCGCCGCCUUAAACUACCGCGAUGACGUCCGCAACCUCACGCGUCCCCUGGAGGAGCAGGCGCGUGGUGCAGGCGACGACGAAGACGAUGAGCAGGAGGGGGCGGGCUACGGCGGGAAGGGCUGGCAGGCGGCGCCGGUGGUGACGGCCAAGCCGGUGGGCGUGGGCGUUGGCGGCAGUCCGGCGCGAGCGGGCGCGGUGGCGAUGGUGGCGGGCGCGGGCGGAGACGACGCAGCGGCGCGGGCGAAGGAGGCUGCGGCCAAGGCACGUGACAAGGUGCUGAAGGACAUGCGGCGCCGGCGCGAGGCGAGCAGCACCUCUGAGCGGCUGGACUCGCUCAAGGCGCUGCUGCGUGAGUCGGACCGCGGCGCGGGGUGGUGGGCGGCAGUGGCCAUGCGCAAGACCUUCCAGGAGCAUCGCAGUGUGGCCAUGCCCCUCAUCGCCUUUGGUCGUGUGUACCUGGCCCAGCUGGCCUGGUUCUACGCACUGGCGGCCUGGUCCUGGGGUGGCGGCCGCGCGGGUCGCUGGGCCGCCUCCACCUCCGCCCUGCACUGGUUCGGCACCUGCACCCUGUGGAGCCUGCAGUCCCUCAUGUCAGUGAGUGUGGCCGUACGCAAGCGCGAGGGCGGCCUGUCUCGCCAGGACCGCGCCGCCGCCCGCGCCGCCGCCGCCGCCGCUGACGUCGAGGCCGCCUCCGCCGCCGCCCUGGCGGCGGCCGCCGCCGCCGGCUCCUCCGGACCGCUCAUCACCAUGCCGUACUUCCACUCCCUGCCGUACCGCAAUGCGGAGCGCAGCUUCCCGCGUCGCGGCCCCAGCUUUGAGGGGGCCUGGUUUUGGUGGGCGGAGCAGGGCGCGGUGCUGGCGGCGGCGUGGGUGGCGGGCGCGGUGGUGACGGCGGUGGUGUUCACACGGAACAACAACGCGGUGUACCAGGGCACGGCGGCGGCGUAUGCUGGUCUGGUGGUGAUCUACGAGGUGGUCUGGAGGCAGGGCAACACGGGCGGUUGGGCUCGUGGCCACUUCUUCGAGCGGCUGCAGGGCCUGCUGCCCGGCCGUCCCGGCGCCGCUUGGGCCGCCUCCGCCUCCAACCCCAUCUACAGCCCCGCCGCCCACCUGCGCACCGGCCUGCUCUACCUGCUCGGCAACGGACUGUUGUGGACGGCGGCGCUGGGGCUCAAGUUCGUGUUCGACUACUUUGUGCUCGUGCGGCCGGCGCAGUCGCGCAUGGUAGCCAUCUGGGGCACGAACGCGCUGGCCAUCAAGGUGUCGGACGCGCCGCCUGCCGGCGCCACCCGCAUUGCCGUGGACCUGGACCCGCUCAUGGCGGCAAUGCAGGCCAUCCUGCUGUUCCUACUGAGCCUGGUGUCCACGGGGGUAGCCUACUCGUUGUCGGCAGCGGUGUGGGGCGCCGUGCAGGGCAUCAAGCAGGGCGUGGGAUCCAUCCGCAACUGGAGCCACGUCCGUGCCGGCUUCCACCGCAUCCAGUCCGAGCUGCAGGGCAAGCUGCUCACACCGGACGGGCUGGGCAUCCCCGCGAUCGCCCUACCCGCAGCCCCGCAGCUGCUGGUGCCAGCCCUCCCCACCAGCACCCCCGCCACCGACACCCCCACCCCCACCCCCAUCCCCACCCCUUCCCCCGGCCCGGCGCCCGCCCCCGAGUCCACCUCCGCCUCCCCUACGCCUACCCCCGAGCCCACCACCGCCUCGCUCAACCCCGCCCCCGGCACCACCACGCCUCGCCCCACGCUGCCACCGAUGCUGCCGGCCUUGGCCGCGGCCUCCCCGGCAAACAGCCGCCGCCACAAGCUGCCGCCGCCCAUCACGCAGCUCCCUCAUCACGCCGGCGCCGCCAUCAAGGGCGUUGUGGAGGAGGCGGGCCUGGUGGCGGCCAAGGGCGCGUCCUUCGAGCUUUGGAAGCUUCGCGAGGCCACCCUGCUGACCACGGCGCCCGUGUGGAACGCGCUGGUGCGCUCUCUGAGGCAGCGGGACCUGCUUUCUGACGCCGAGGCUCGCAACAUGUCGUUCCGGGCGGUUGACUCGCUGUCGCCCAGCCGCAUGCUGGACCUGGUGCCGGCGGCCGUGGAGGUCACGGAUCCGGAGUCUGAGUUCGCGGACGGCAGCGGCGCGCUGCACCACGGCAGCGUUCGGCUCGGCUCCACCACCGCUGGCAGUGGCGGCGGCGGUGGCGGCGGCACGGUGCGCUGGACGCGUCUGUCCAACACGGUCACGGCCGCCAACGCGCUGACGACGCUGGGCGGCGGCGGCGGCGGCGGCGGCACCUUCAGCGGGCUCAUGUCGCUGGGCGCUCUGGGCACACUGGGCAGCCGCCGGCAAGCAGGCCAGCUAGAGUCGCUCAAGGCCGUGGCACGCGGCGAGAACACAUUCCUGCCGCCCCUCGCCGUCUACGUGGCCCAAAUCCCGCAGAUGCUCUCCUCCUGGAAGCCCACCGCCGAGCAGCUGGAGGUGCUGCUGGAGGCGUACGUGUACUGGUUGGCGCUGCUGGUGGGAGCUGGAGCGCUGCGCUUCCCCGGCACCUCCUCCGACCUGGCCCGCCUGGCGAGGGAGAGGGAGGAGCUGGCGGCGGCGGUGGCGGCGCGAGCCGACAGGCGCGCCGAGCGCGUGCGCAAGGAGGGCGGCGUGGGCGGCGCCGCGGCGCCGCUGGUGGAGACGCGGCGCGAGGCGGCGGCACGCGAGCGCGAGCGCGCAGCUCGGCUGCGGCAGCAGGGCGCGGCGCAGCGGCACGAGCUCACCCUCACACAGCCUGCGCCGCAGCAGGACGGUUCGGUGGCUGUGACCCUGCCCGUGCCGGUGGCGGCGGUGCCUGCGGAGUGGGUGGGCGUGGUGCCUGCUGAGGAUCUGGAGUUCGAGCUGUUCAGUCAGCAGGGGGGUAUGGGCGGCGGCACCGCCUCCAGUCCGGCGGCGCAGGCGGCGCGGCGCGGCAUGCUGGCCGAGGUGCACAAGCUGGUGAAGAAGAUCAAGGAGACAAUGGAGCUGUACACGAGCACGGAGAAGAAAGUGGCGGCCGCGCGCAAGGCAGCCGAGGACGCCGUCACCGCCAUUGAGCGAGCCCGGCAGGCGGCGUUCCUGGCGGGCCGCCAGGCGGCGGCGGCGCCGUCGGCGCCCGCCGCCGGCGCGGCGCUGGCGGCGGACGCGGCUGUGGCGGAUCGCGUGGCGGCGGCGGAGGCGGCGCGGGCGGCGGCGGCCGCUGCCGAGGCGGAGGUGGAGGCGGCGCGGGACAAGGCGGUGGAGGGGCUGGGCGCGGCACUGCACUGCACUGCCCUGGCCGCGACCAAGAUGCGGGACCUGCCCCCCAGUGUGGCGGCCCUGGCCUACAACAUCGUUACCAUGCGCCAUUACCUGCAAGACCACACGCUGGAGGUGAUGCACCGCAGCCUGGCGGCGGUGGCGGCGCGCAGCCGAAACGACCAACAGCAGCAGCAGGACAAGAAGGAGAAGAAGGACAAGACGGAGAAGGAGAAGGGGCAGGAGGAGCAGGGCGAGGCGGCGGCGCCGGUGCCUUUCCGGGAGGACUUCAUUGAGGUGGCGGGUUGGCUGUGCGGCAUCCUGUCCUCCAGCGAUGAGGGCACGGCGCCGCGCAAUGAGGAGGCGGUGUCGCUGCUGGCCGAGUUCUGCAGCGGCCUCAACUGCCCUAACAUGCCGGCGCCGCCGCCCGUGGCCGCCAUGCGCUCCGUCACCACCCUCAUCCCACACUACCACGAGACGGUCAUCUACGCGCUGAGCUCGGCGGACGCGGGCCGUGUGUUGGGUCCCGGCCUUCAGGGCGCUCUGGGCUCAGACGAGGUGUUGUUCGUCAAUGACUCCCUGACCGACCCCAAGCCCAGCCAGCUCCUGACCUACCUGCUGUCCGAGUUCCCCGACGAGUUCACCAACCUGCUGCAGCGCUGCGACAGCGCCGCCGUACGGCCGCGGCCGGAGGCGGAGAAGGGGCAGCCGUACGACCUGUACGACUUCCUGCCCGGGGGUCGGCUGUACGAGCACCGCGCACAGCUGCUGCUGUGGGCGUCCUUCCGCUGCCAGACGCUGUCGCGCACUGUGGACGGCAUGAGCAUGUACCGCACAGCUCUGGCGCUGCAGGCCGCCCUCGACUCUCUGGAGCUGCACGCAGCCCUGCAGCAGCAGCAGCAGCAGCUACAGCUGCUACAGCCGCUGCAGGGCGAGCAGGGUGGGGCUGCUACAGCCGCGGGUGUGGCAGCGGCGGGCGCUGCCGCUGCUGCUGCGCCCAGCCCGAAUGCGCUGGUGCUGAGUAAGGAGCAGGCGACGGCGGUCCGCGCGGCACUGCGGGACCCCAAGCACGAGGUGGUUGAGGACCUGGUGGAGGCGCUGCUGACGUCACUGCCGGGGCUGCAACCGCUGCUGGACAAGAAGUACGGCACACUGGUGGCCAGCCAGGUGUACGCCUCUCUGGCCUCCUCGCGCUCGCUCAAGGACCGCUGGGUGGCCCACGGCGUGUCGCUGUUGGCCACUCGCUACCCCAGCCUGAGGGUGGCGUACCUGGAGCCUGUAGAGACUGUGACGCUGAUCAGCGAGCCCGACUACGCCUUCAAGCUGGCCUGGCAUGACUCGGCCGUGUUCAGGGCUGUGCCGUUGGAGGAGGCCGCUCGGCGCAGCGGCACGCCGCGUGCCCAGCUGCACCGCGAGCGGCGGCAGCUGUGGGACCUGCGUGCAGCGGAGCUGGAGACGCUGUUCAGGCUGCGUCAGCCGCUCAACGUGUGCGGCGACGGCGGCGGCCCCAUCCUGGGCGAGGGCAAGCCCGAGAACCAGAACGCUGCCGCGCCCUACUGCACCGGACUGCUGCAGCAGGCCAUUGACAUGAACCAGGACAACACACUGGCGCAGUCGCUCAAGCUGCGCAACGUGACGCGCGAGUUCGAGUCGCUGCACAGCCCCGGCGGCGCCCGGCACGGACCGUGCCAAACCCUGGCGCUGUCGGGCCCCCUGGACCCCACCCCCCAGCACGUGGCCAUCGUGGGCUACCCCGAGUGGAUCUUCUCCUACCGCUGCGGACUGCUGGCUGACCUGGCCGCGGCCACGGAGCGCACCUUUGGCACCCAGAUCCAACGUGUCAUGGGCUUCCCCAGCGCGGCCCGCGCGCACUACGGCCACCCUGACUUGUGGAACCGACUGUUCAGCAUGACGCGCGGCGGCGUCAGCAAGCCCAACGCAGGCCAGCACGUGUCGGAGGAUGUGUUUGGCGGCUACAACGCGCUCAAGCGGGGCGGGCUGUCCAAGUACGUCAGCUACAUCAGUGUGGGCAAGGGCCGAGACAUGGGGCUGGACUCCAUCCUGGGCUUCGAGGGCAAGAUCUCCAAGGGCUGCGGCGAGCAGCUAAUGAGCCGCGACGUGCGCUUCGUCGGCGCCCACACAGACUUCUUCCGCUCGGCCUCGCUCUACAACACGGGCCCGGGCCACUUCAUCAACACCUGGGUCACCGUCUACACCAUCCGGGCCGGGCUGUGGGUGAUGCUGCUGCUGCUGCUGGGCGGCGUGGCGGAGGGCAGUGGCGACAUCGCCGCCGCCAUCGGCGCAGUGCAGAUCUUGCAGCUGGGCACGUUGCCUCUGCUGUCGUUUGUGUUCAACAUGUGGAUGGAGAACGGCCUCGCCUACGCCCUGCGCACACUGCUGCGGCAGCUCAUCGCAGGAGGGCUGCUGUUCCACAUCUUCAGGUCUGUGACCUCCGCCUUCCACCUGGCCCGCGCCACGCUGUUCGGCGGUGCUGCCUACAUCGCCACCGGCCGUGGCUUCAGCCUGCAGCGCAAGACCCUGACGCAGGUGUUCAUCAACUAUGGCCGCAGCCACAUGUACCUGGGUCUGGACGUGUUGUGCAUGAGCAUCCUCAUCCUGGUGGCGGGCAACAACGGCGGGCGCUCCCAGCCCAUUCCCGUGGUGUCGCUGUGGAGUUCCUUCCUGGUGGCCACGGCGCUGCUGGCGGGGCCCUUCUGGUUCACGCCCUUCUACUUCCGCCUGAGUCUGGUGCUCCAAGACACGCGCGAGUUCCUGGCCUGGCUAGCCGGCAGCAGCGCGCGCGGCGUGAGCGCCAGCUGGAGCGAGUGGCACCGCGGCGAGUUGGCGGCGCUGAGGGACGACGACGGAAAGCAGGUUCCUUUGUACCGCUUCUGGAGCACCUCCACGCUGCUGCUGCCGCGCGCCGUGACCUGCACCCUGUCGGUCAUGGUGGCGGUCACGUCCGCCAAGUUCGAGACGCAGGGCGUUCCCGACCUGGCCUGGGUGUUUGCGGGCAGUGCGGCCACCUGGCUGGCUCUGGCGGCCUGGUCUGUCAGCAAGAGGGGCUACGUGGCCUCGGGCCUCAAGCCGGGCUGGCGCUGGGUCAAGGGCAGCGUGCAGGUCCUCAUCCUGCUGGCUGUGUGUUUCGUGCUGGUGUUCACGCUCUUCAUCGAGAAGCGCGGGCUCAGGUUCUCGUCUGUGCUCAUCGUGUUGUACGCCAACCAGCAGGCCGCCAGUCUGGUGGUGGCGGUGAUGACGCUGUGGAUGCCGAGGGUCAUGUGGGCAAGGCGCCAGACGGACACGGCCUAUCGGCAGCUGGACGGCGGGCUGGGCAUCUGCGUGGCGGGAGUGCUGCUGCUGGUGUGCUUCAUUGGAGAGAUUGGUCUGAUUAUGGUAGACAAGGUGCAGACGCUGGUCCAGUUCAACGACAGGUACUACACCAUCUGGGCCGCGGGCCAGGAGGGAGACCUCGGCGACAGCAGCGGCGGCAGCGGCUCUGUGCAGGGCCUGCUGCGGCGGCCGGCCCGCUCGGCGUCGGUCGGUGCAACUGAGGCCGACAAGGCCAAGAAGGCUUGAAGCAAUGAUGCGCAGAUCGAAGGUCGUAUAGCUGGAUGUCUGCUGGUGUUAUGUGCUGGUGUCAGGCGUUGCUUGGUCGGGUUUCAGGGCCAGGCUUUUUUCAUUGGCUUGAAAGCAGGAUGUAUGGAUGCGCGGUGUGUUUCAUCAAAGUGUUUCAGUGAGGGGCUUGUCCCGAGUGUGCUGCCGUCGAUAUGCCGCCGGUUUGACGUGUCAGGGGAGGCACAGCUUGGGCGAAGCCUUCAGCGUAAACGUCCGGGCUGAUGGGUGUGCCGGCCUUCCCACAUGGUGCAGGCUAGCCUUCUUCUGGAAACAGUUACCCGAUAUGUAGUUGUUCCCCUGCUGUACCUGCUUACGUGUUGCAACCCUGGAAUACCCCCAAAGCUGUGAUGUUGACCUUUUGACUUUUGGGUAAGCGGCGGACGGGACUUAUCAGGCGGGAGCGGAUGUGAUACAACUGUACAUAAUAAGAGCGGUUUCUGGCGCUCAUCGCAUAGUUCACAUCGCAAGGUUCAUACGUGACAUACUGUACUGCAAAGUUUGGAAGGUGGACCGAUCCGUGGACCUUUCGGCGGUGACCGACAGACGGAAUUAUCAGAUGUGGUGCGUGACAUGUACAUAGAGCCGUCGCGCUGCUUUGUGGUUCGUGCCUUCGUGGCAAACUGCAAAGUUGCAUGAAAGGUUGGAAGGUGGGGAAACUUGGAUGCGAGUACGGCAGGGUAGCUGCGGGCCCUGGCCUGAGCCACCUCGCUUUACAAGACACUUACGAACAUGCACGCGUCUACGGCAGGGUAGCUGCGGGCCCUGGCCUGAGCCACCUCGCUUUACAAGACACUUACAAACAUGCACGCGUCUACGCGUCAUGUCAUAGAUUUAACGUAUUGGAGACAU
Chlamydomonas reinhardtii is the source of this 10713-nucleotide messenger RNA. RefSeq lists its product as uncharacterized. Gene Ontology annotation, molecular function: 1,3-beta-D-glucan synthase activity. The record is from RefSeq and is a predicted model, not a curated record. The transcript is spliced from 57 exons. Gene Ontology annotation, cellular component: 1,3-beta-D-glucan synthase complex; plasma membrane. Bases 376 to 9825 code for a protein of 3149 amino acids. Gene Ontology annotation, biological process: (1->3)-beta-D-glucan biosynthetic process. Lineage: Eukaryota; Viridiplantae; Chlorophyta; Chlorophyceae; Chlamydomonadales; Chlamydomonadaceae.